AUGGUUUCUGCCGGUGGCCAUGGCGGCUACAGCGACGCCGACGAUGCGGUCGACUUCCGCGGCAAACCGGUGGACAAAUCCAAGACCGGGGGAUGGCUCGGAGCCGGACUUAUCCUAGGGACGGAGCUUGCGGAGCGCGUGUGCGUGAUAGGCAUCUCGAUGAACCUGGUGACGUACCUCGUCGGCGAGCUGCACCUCUCCAACGCCAAAUCCGCCAACGUCGUCACCAACUUCAUGGGCACGCUGAACCUCCUAGCCCUCGUCGGCGGCUUCCUCGCCGACGCCAAGCUCGGCCGGUACCUCACCAUCGCCUGCUCGGCCACCAUCGCCGCCGCAGGCGUGAGCUUGCUGACGGUGGACACGGUGGUGCCGAGCAUGAGGCCGCCGCCGUGCGUGGACGCGCGGGGCGCGCAGGGGCACGAGUGCGUGCCGGCGAGCGGCGGGCAGCUGGCGCUGCUGUACGUGGCGCUGUACGUCAUCGCGGCCGGCGCGGGGGGCCUCAAGGCGAACGUGUCGGGGUUCGGGUCGGACCAGUUCGACGGCCGGAACCCGCGGGAGGAGCGCGCCAUGGUCUUCUUCUUCAACCGCUUCUACUUCUGCAUCAGCCUCGGGUCCCUGUUCGCGGUCACCGUGCUGGUGUACGUGCAGGACAACGUCGGACGGGGCUGGGGCUACGGCGUGUCGGCCGCCGCCAUGGCCCUCGGCGUCCUCGUGCUCGUGGCGGGGACGUCCAAGUACCGGUACCGGCGGCCGGCGGGGAGCCCGCUCACGGUCAUCGGUAGGGUGCUGUGGACGGCGUGGAAGAAGCGCAAGCUGCCGACCCCUGCCAACGCCGACGAGCUCAAUGGAUUCCACACGGCAAAGGUGGCCCAUACUGACAGGCUCAGGUGCCUAGACAAAGCCGCAGUCAUGGAACCAGUCGACCUGGCCGCAAGUCCGACCAAGCAGGAGCAGGCGUCAGCCUCAACAAUGACGGAAGUGGAGGAGGUGAAGAUGGUGUUGAACUUGUUGCCUAUCUGGUCCACCUGCAUCCUCUUCUGGACAAUAUACUCCCAGAUGACCACAUUCUCCGUGGAGCAAGCCACCCGCAUGGACCGUCGCCUCAAUGCCGGCUUCGAAAUCCCCGCCGGCUCCCUCUCCGUCUUCCUCUUCCUCUCCAUCCUCCUCUUCACGUCCCUCAACGAGCGCCUCCUCGUGCCGCUCGCCGGCCGCCUCACCGGCCGCCCGCAGGGGCUCACCUCGCUCCAGCGCGUAGGCACGGGCCUGGUCUUCGCAACCGUGGCCAUGGUCGUGAGCGCGCUGGUCGAGAAGAUGCGCCGCGACGCCGCGAACGGGGAGCCCCGCGUCGCCAUCAGCGCGUUCUGGCUGGUGCCGCAGUUCUUCCUCGUGGGCGCCGGCGAGGCAUUCGCGUACGUGGGGCAGCUCGAAUUCUUCAUCCGCGAGGCGCCGGAGCGGAUGAAGUCCAUGAGCACGGGGCUCUUUCUGGUUACGCUGUCCAUGGGGUUCUUCCUGAGCAGCUUCCUCGUCUUCCUCGUCCACACCGUGACAAGAGGGGCAUGGAUACGGAAUAACCUGGAUAGGGGGAGGCUUGACUUGUUCUACUGGAUGCUGGCUGUGCUUGGGGUGGUGAACUUCCUUGUGUUCGUGGUGAUUGCAAGGCGGCACGAGUACAAGCCCAGCACGUCAGUGGUUGUGGCUCCCGCUGGGGAGGACAACGAUACCAAGGAAAAGGAGAUGGACGACGUCCUUGUGGUCAAUGAGAACACCGUGGGGAUGGAUGUGUAG
Molecule: messenger RNA, 1785 nt
Organism: Triticum turgidum subsp. durum (durum wheat)
Lineage: Eukaryota; Viridiplantae; Streptophyta; Magnoliopsida; Poales; Poaceae
Source: the annotation of a GenBank genome assembly